ACAACUAGAAGAGACCUCAGCAGCACUAAAACUGGAGUGCUCGUCACUUUUUUUUGACUUUCCGUUCUUGCCUCAAACUGGGACCUUUGAUAAAACCUGGAAACUGUGUGAAGAUCUUUCUGUUUGGGAAACUGAAGGAACAAGUGACCCAACUUGCUGGACUCACUAUUUGGAAAGAGACCAGGCACAGGAUGUUUUGUUCGAGAAGACUGCUUCAGCAGUGGAGUUUCGCCGUGUUUCUGCUCUGCUCCCCUGUGCCCUAUUACGGCCGACCCAUUGAUGCGCUCACUAACCGCAUGAGGCGCUCCGUGACCCAUGCCCAGCUGAUGCAUGACAAGGGCCGCACGCUGCAGGACUUCAAGAGGCGCAUGUGGCUCCAGGAGCUGCUGGAUGAGGUGCACACGGCAGAGGUGCGAGAAUUGCCAGACCGAGCGGGUGGGGCGGCAGGCGGGGGUGUGGCCGUUAUCAGCGGGGUCCUCCCCAAACCUGCUGGAAGCACCAAGAACUACCCCGUUGGGUUCCGCCUGGAUGAAGAAGGCACCCACCUGCCCCAGGAGACCAACAAGUCACAGACUUAUAAGGACCAGUCGCUGAAGGCGGCCAGUAAAAAGAAGAAGAAGGGCCGUACUGGGAAGCGCCGGGAGAGCGAGAAGAAGAGGCGGAGGGCUCGCUCACUGCCAGGGCCAAGGGCCAGAAGCAGCUUCCUCCUGCAGCGGCAGCCAUUCUUCGGCCUGCUGGCACAGCUCCACUAAGACUCCGUCAGUCUCUGACACAGAUAACCUAAAGACAUUUCAUUGGGAUCCAUAGACUCAUUGCAGUAUUCUGUAAUAGUGAUUUUUGGAAGGUAAUGGGGGGAAAUAUUUAUUGUUUGUAAAUAAUUUAAAUGCACCAGAAUAGUGAUUAUGAUAAUAAUGAAAAAAUAUGUCAUGCAACGCUCUGUGGAGCUUUUGGUUAUUGUGAAUAUUUCUUUUUUGUUAGGACUUCGCCAAUUAUAAAUGUCAGAUUUGCCAUAAUUUAUUUUUCUUUAAAUGGUGUAUUUAUUUUGUAAAUGUAUGAUGGUGCUGCUGACUUUCUAUAUUUUUGUAACAUAUUGCACUUUAGAUAUAUGAAUAUAUGAAUCAAGUAAUUUUGUUAACUGACCUUAUAAAAUGUUCUCUUUUUGUGGUUUAUUUGGAUGAAGAAAACGCCGAUACUCUGACCUUGUAUAUCCCUAGCUCGAUUUUGACAGAUUGAUUUCCCAGCCUCCAAAACUCUGUGCUCUCCUUGUUUUCCGCUGUGUCCCCCGAGUUCCACGAGGCUCUGCUCCAAGACACGCCGGAUUUUCUCUGUGUACGUUGUGCUUCCAACCUGUACAAUACCUCAGUCGGUUUCUUCAUGUUUCUAGGAUCCAUCUGCAAAAGCCAGGGUUCACUCUGUACAUAAACUGGACACAUCGACUAUAUAUUGUUUAGCACUUGCACUGAGAGAACACCCUAUUUUGAAAUGAUUAAACAUU
Scleropages formosus (Asian bonytongue) is the source of this 1495-nucleotide messenger RNA. Its product is annotated as parathyroid hormone-related protein. The transcript has 5 exons. Bases 192 to 752 code for a protein of 186 amino acids. The record is from RefSeq and is a predicted model, not a curated record. Gene Ontology annotation, biological process: bone mineralization. Lineage: Eukaryota; Metazoa; Chordata; Actinopteri; Osteoglossiformes; Osteoglossidae. Gene Ontology annotation, molecular function: hormone activity. Gene Ontology annotation, cellular component: extracellular region.